ACGUAAUUCAGAGAGCUUGCGAUCGGGGAGCAUCGCAUCGUCAUCGUCGGUCUCGAAUUUUUCUUGGAAUGUGAAUAGUUAUCACGACUCUUGCAUUUUUUGAGUCGGCAAUGCAGUGGUGUGGUCUUCAUCAUGGCUGAAGAGCUCUUGGAGAUCCGGCCUCAAGAACUCAAGUUCGUCUUUGAGGUGAGGAAACAAAGCUCAUGCUCGAUUCAACUGGGAAAUAAGACUGAUCAGUAUGUUGCUUUCAAGGUUAAGACUACAUCUCCGAAGAAAUACUGUGUGCGACCAAAUAUAGGCAUCAUCAAGCCAAAUGGAGCAUCUGAUUUCACAGUUACCAUGCAAGCACCGCAGGUAGCUCCACCUGUCCUGCAGUGUAGAGACAAGUUUCUAAUACAGGGCACUAUUGUCCCUUUUGGGACAAGUGAAGAGGACAUUACCGUUGACAUGUUUGAUAAAGAAAGUGGUAAAUACAUUGAGGAGAGGAAGAUAAAAGUAGUCCUCGCCAGUCCUGUGGAAUCGCCAUCAUUGCUGCCAGUUAGUGGAGAGUGGAAGCAAGAUUCAUUAUCCGAGACUACCAUCCCAAAGUAUGUCUCACCUGCUGGAGUUGAAAAUGUAUCAUCUCCUCUCAGGGAUCCUGGUGGGUUGGAUGUGUCAGAGGAUUUUAAGGAGUUACAAUCAAAACUCAGCUUGGUGGAUUCAAAGUUAAAAGAGGCUGAACUUACAAUCAGUAGAUUAACAGAGGAGAGAAGUUUGCGGAAUCGGGAGAGGGAUGCACUUAAGCGUGAAGUGGAGAUGUUGAGGAAGACAGGUGGUAGAGCAAUUCAAGUGGGAUUUCCUUUCCUGUAUGUUUGUAUGGUCGCUCUUGUCGCCUUUGCAGUUGGGUACAUAGUCCAGCCAUAAGCUGAGAAGUUUUUGGUGGGCUUUAGGAGGUUUGUGUAUUUCUAGGGUUCAGCAUUGGAUUGGCUUAUUUUUCUUUUUCUUUUUGUUUUCUGCAAUUUCAUGUAUAAACUUGGAAUGCUUUGGUGUUUCAGCUGGAGAUGAUGUCCUCUCAAAAAUGUAUAUUCCUGAUUUGACUUUACUUUUAGUUGGAAAUAUCUUAAGUU
Messenger RNA from Rhodamnia argentea, 1106 nucleotides. RefSeq names its product vesicle-associated protein 2-2-like. The transcript has 9 exons. Gene Ontology annotation, cellular component: plasma membrane; endoplasmic reticulum membrane. The coding region runs from base 133 to 903 and encodes 256 amino acids. NCBI's taxonomy places the organism in Eukaryota, Viridiplantae, Streptophyta, Magnoliopsida, Myrtales, Myrtaceae. Gene Ontology annotation, biological process: endoplasmic reticulum membrane organization. The record is from RefSeq and is a predicted model, not a curated record.